AUGACCAGACAUCUAGAACGCUUUAGGUUGACCGGACGGUCAUACAACGUUACUUGGGCCUCAAGCACAAAGACCGACGAUGAAACUACGGCCAAAGCCGAAGAGCAACCUACACAAAAGAAUAUAUCAAAGGCACAAAAGCGUCAUGAACAGGACCAGGAGGAUCAAAUAACCAAGACAAACGACCCACCGGAAGAAGCAGAUAAGUAG
Molecule: messenger RNA, 210 nt
Organism: Sphaeroforma arctica JP610
Lineage: Eukaryota; Ichthyosporea; Ichthyophonida
Exons: 1
Coding region: 1-210 (69 amino acids)
Source: RefSeq, a predicted model, not a curated record